This is a messenger RNA of Monosiga brevicollis MX1, 2415 nucleotides long. RefSeq lists its product as uncharacterized. NCBI's taxonomy places the organism in Eukaryota, Choanoflagellata, Craspedida, Salpingoecidae. The transcript has 17 exons. Gene Ontology annotation, cellular component: mitochondrion. The record is from RefSeq and is a predicted model, not a curated record. Bases 1 to 2415 code for a protein of 804 amino acids. Gene Ontology annotation, molecular function: metal ion binding.
AUGGAAGGGCACAAGACGCUACCAAGUCGCGUACCAAGCGCUGUUCGAUCGGUGCGACCCCUACAAGCUCAGAAUGGGCCUGUUGCUGGCGGCUCAAGCAAGACCAAAGUGGCCUCAAAACCUGACCGACGCGGACCGACGGCGAUUGCCAACUCGGAGCGUGCGUUGCGCGCGGAGAACGAGACGCUACACACAGACCUGACCAAGCUGCGCGCCGAACUAGCGGGAGUCCAAGCCCAUGCGCAAAAGCUGGAGGUGGAGCUACAGCAGCUCAGAAACGAGCGUGAGGCCUACCGUAGCUCUCUCGAAACGGAUUUUGCUAAAAAAAGUGCCGAUCUGCUGGCUAACUUUCAGGCCCAGCAAGAUCAGCUGCAAAGCGAGACGGCCGCGAAGCAAAAAGCAGACGCACAGGAGUUGAUUGAGCUGAAGCACACACAUCGUUUGCUGCUGGAGCAGUUGGAUAAAAAUGGAUGGAAUCCAGUCACGGGCGCGCCAAAUGCCGAGUCAUCCAUGCUCAGUUCAGAGCAGGCUGUGCAAGCUCAGACUCUGGUUCAAGGGCUGCACAAAGCCGUGGGUGACUUUGCAGCCCGUCAAGCGGCUCUCAACGCGGCUUUGACGUCUGCCCUCGCCACUUCAGCCCAAUCCGAACCUUCAGCAUUGAGCGAGCAUGCAGCAGAGCUGUCCCAGGAUGAACAGGUGGCCACUCGCUCGUAUCAUGUGUGUGUGUGUGUGUGUGUGUGUGUGUGUGUGUGUGUGUGUGUGUGUGUGUGUGUGUGUGUGUGUGUGUGUGUGUGUGUGUGUGAAACAUGGCGAAAUGGUGCACGGAUGGCAGCCUCUCUGUGGCCACAGGUGCUGUUGGUGUGCAUGGCUGGAGCAAGGACGACUACGCUUCGCCUUGUAUCAGCAGGGUUGGGAUCAGUGCUAAAGAGUGUUAUGGCGGCUCGCCCUGCCGCCCUCGCGCGCCCAAUUGUGCGCCGUGCUCUGCACAGUGGCGCCGUGCAGCGUGCCGUUCGCCAGCCCCAAUCCGAGCCUCUGUUCGAGAUUCAGCAUCAAAGUCAAAGCCCCGGUGACUCACACGUGCAGUGUACAACGCUGAGCAAUGGAAUUCGCGUCGUUACCGAGCAAAUUCCUGGCGUCUGGGCCAAUGUAACGGCUGUUUUUGGAUUUGGUAGCCAAGAUGAAACAGCUGCUACGCGCGGCGCUUCCUAUUUCCUGGACCGCAUGGCCUUUAAGGGGUCGGCGCACAUCAGUGCUGAGCAAAUGAUGGCCACAAUGGAGCGUGUGGGCGGAGAUAUCCUUGUUCAGACCAAUCGCGAGACCACUCUCUACUCGGCCAACGUGCUGCAGAAUAACAUCGAGGAUGUGCUCGAGCUCAUGGCGCACAACAUGCUGGUUCCCGCUUACUCGGAGGCCGAUUUUAACGCUUGCAUGGACGGCUUGGUUUAUGCCGAGGAGCUAGCCUUGGACGCGCCAGGCGUGGAAUGCUUGGAGCGGCUGCAUGAGGCGGCGUACGGUCAUCAAAGCAUCGGGAAACCCUUGCGUCCCACUUUUAUGGAGGCCCAGUCUUUGACCCCAGACAAGCUGCGUCAACAUCAGCAGACCAACCUUCACCCGUCACACUGCGUCAUCGCUGGCGUCGGGGUAAAUCACGACAAGCUUGUGGAGCUCGUUACAAAAUAUCUAGGCCCCAACGUGCUGCCGCCCAGCACUAACCCCACCAGUCGGCAACCACCCAAGUUUAUUGGUGGCGACUGCAUUAUGCAGACUGACAAGCCACUGCUGCACCCCGCACUCCAAACGGAUCAGACUCACAUCGCUUUGGGUUUUGAGACUCCGCACUGGGCUGAUAUGGCACAAGCCAUUCCCUAUGCCGUAGUGCAGGGCGUGCUCGGUGGCGGUAGUGCAUUUUCCUCGGGUGGACCCGGCAAAGGUCUGCACAGUUGGUUUUAUACGCACUUGCUGAACAACUACUACUGGGUUGAGACCGCGACGGCGGGUCUGGUCCCCUAUAUGGACACGGGGUUGAUGGCACUCCAAUUUGCCUGCGAACCAACGCGGACGAGCAUGACAAUCCAGCUAGCCUUGCGCAUCUUGCACCUGGUUCACAGUGGCAUCACUGAAGCCGACUUGGAGCGCGCCAAAAACCUGAUCAAAUCUCAGCUUCUCCUCAAUCUGGAGUCGCGCGCCGUGCGCGCUGAAGACAUUGCUCGACAAUACUUGGCCGGUGAUGUGUACUAUGACUCGCGUCAACUUUGUGAGCUGCUUGAUAACACGACACUGGCCGAUGUCAAAGAGGCUGUCAAGAAAAUGAUGACCUCCAAUGUGGCGGUGGCUGCCUUGGGAAGCAACGUGCGCGAUUGCCCCACUGCCGCCAACAUCCAGCGCCAUAUUGAUCAAACUUAUCGCUUUGAGUAG